UCCACUUGGAGCUACUUCUUUUCUCUCUCUGUCUCUCUCUCAAUCUCUCACCCACAAACCUCUGUCUCGAAAGCCCACAACAGAACGCAUCUUACCUGCACACACACUCUCUCUCUCUCUCUCCCUCUCUCUCCUCCCCCAUUCCGUCUACCUAACAAAACCUGCUCCAUUCAAUUUCAUCUGCAACCAACCAUGAAAGUCCUCCUCAUUCUCUUCUUCUUCCUGAUACAAACCCAACUCUCCUUUCCUUCCCCCCACACUUCACAACUCCUAGUUCUACCCCUCAAAUCCCAACUAAUCCCAUCUGGGUCCCUCUCGAAAUCUCCGAACAAGCUCCCGUUUCAGCACAACGUCACCCUCACGGUCUCCCUCUCAGUGGGCUCGCCCCCACAGAACGUCACCAUGGUCCUCGACACAGGCAGCGAGCUCUCCUGGCUCCACUGCAACGGCACGACCCGGAUUUCCCAACCCGUUUUUUACCCGAACCGAUCAUCCUCCUACUCGCCCGUCGAAUGUUCCUCGCCCAUUUGCACGACCCGGACCCGGGACUUCUCCGUGCCCGCUUCGUGCGACUCCAACAACCUCUGCCACGCCGCCCUAUCGUACGCCGACGCGUCGUCGUCGGAAGGGAACCUCGCCACCGACACAUUUAAUAUCGGAGGGUCCGAAAUGAAUGGUACCAUAUUCGGGUGUAUGGAUUCGGGCUUCAGUAGUAACUCCAAUGAGGAUGCCAAGACUACCGGGUUGAUGGGCAUGAACCGUGGGUCACUUUCUUUCAUUUCUCAAAUGAGCUUUCCUAAAUUUUCAUAUUGCAUUUCCGGUUACGACUUAACGGGUCUGUUAUUGUUCGGUGACUCGAAUUUCACGUGGCUAGCACCGUUAAAUUACACGCCGUUGAUCCAAAUCUCAACCCCGUUGCCCUAUUUUGACCGGGUCGCUUACACGGUUGAGCUCCAGGGGAUCCGGGUCGGGGAUAGAUUACUCCCAUUGCCGAAAUCGGUAUUUGAGCCGGAUCACACCGGGGCGGGUCAAACCAUGGUUGACUCUGGUACCCAAUUCACCUUCCUUCUUGGACCGGCUUACAAUGCUUUGAGGAACGAAUUCUUGAACCGAACCACCGGGGUUUUACGGGUCUUGGAGGAUCCGAAUUUUGUAUUUCAAGGGGCAAUGGAUCUUUGCUAUCGGGUCCCACUGAAUCAAACAGUGUUGCCGGUGUUACCAACGGUUAGUUUGGUGUUUCGGGGCGCGGAAAUGACGGUUUCGGGUGCCCAGUUGUUGUACCGGGUUUCGGGCGAAAUUAGGGGAAAUGAUUCAGUGUAUUGUUUCACGUUUGGGAGUUCCGAUUUAUUGGGGAUCGAGGCGUACGUGAUUGGGCAUCAUCAUCAACAAAACGUGUGGAUGGAAUUUGAUCUUGAGAAAUCUAGGAUUGGAUUAGCUCAGGUGCGGUGUGACUUGGCUGGGGAAAGAAUAGGUGUGUAUCACUAGUUUCGGACAGUGUUCUAAAAAUUGGAAUUAACCGGCGGUUAAUCGCUGACGGAGUCUAUCCGACUAGAUCCGACUAAUUGUUAUGCGCCGAUUAAUCGCCGAUUACUAAUUGCUAUGGGCCGAUUAGCCGCCGAUUACUGAGCCUCCAAGCUCGAAGAUGGCUGACCGCCUGACUAGCGCCUAGCGACUUUUAGAACAUUGAUUUCGGAAUGAUGCACGUUCAUUAUACAUCGUCGAUUUCACCAUGAUGCCAUUGAUCAAUUAGUGCUCGGCCGAUGGUGGUGAUGUUCGAUCGGACGGAAGUGAUAGUAGGGAGUGAGAUGGGGAGGUGGAAUGUUGCUUGCACCUUGUACGUGUACGAUUCUAUUCUCAUUCAUUCAUUGAAAUAUGGUGGUGACAACAUUUGCGGUUGUCGCCAAUAGUUUUGGUAAGUAUGAGUGUAUUAAUAUUGGGAAAAUAACGGCCAAGAACGUGUUUUGAUAAUUAAUACCCGUCAAGGACAAGCUAAGAAUAUUUGUUAAUGUUGAAAAUGUCAAUGACAGGUAUUAAUUAUCAAAGCACGUCAUUAACCGUCAUUUUUCCAUUAAUAUUCAAAUAAAUUUUUUUUUUUUUUUUGAC
This is a messenger RNA of Rhododendron vialii, 2103 nucleotides long. RefSeq names its product aspartic proteinase PCS1. NCBI's taxonomy places the organism in Eukaryota, Viridiplantae, Streptophyta, Magnoliopsida, Ericales, Ericaceae. Gene Ontology annotation, biological process: proteolysis. Bases 193 to 1485 code for a protein of 430 amino acids. Gene Ontology annotation, molecular function: aspartic-type endopeptidase activity. The record is from RefSeq and is a predicted model, not a curated record. The transcript has 2 exons.